CCGCGUAAGGAAUGAAGCCAAAGGCAAAGCGCAUUUCUGGAAAGAAGACAGGUUCACGUCUGCCUUUCUAUAAGCACAAGUCUCUCCCCUCCUCCCCCCCACGGCGCCCCAAACCCGAGGCUAAGUUGAACCGGUCCGGGCACAAGCGUGAGGUGAGCACCUUCAAAGGAAACGGGAAACCGGCGCCUUCGCUGAGGCGGGCCCCGACGGCGACGCUGCUCGACGGGCCCAAACCGGAGGCAAAGGGGCUUGACUUGAAAAAGCCACGUCUCUUGCCUCCUUGGCUCCGGGCCUUCCCUCCGCCCCAGCCAGCCUUCCCGCCUCGGCCUGGCCCCUCCCUGUGGCCGCUUCUUCCCCUCCCACCCCCUCAGCGCCGAAGGCCUCGAGAGCAACGCGCGGCGGCGGCGGCGGCACCAACUCCGGAGCGCGCAGGUCCUCUCAGCAGUAUUUUGGUCAAUCGUUUUGGUAGCCGGCCAGUGGUCAUCUUUGGAGGUCUACUAUGUGGCCUGGGGAUGGUUUCAGCUGCUUUCUGCACAAGCAUUUUCCAGCUAUACCUUUGCGCUGGAUUCAUUACAGGACUUGGCCUGGCGCUCAACCUCCAGCCUUCAGUGAUCAUCAUUGGAAAGUAUUUCCUGAAAAGGCGUCCGCUGGCUAAUGGCCUUGCGAUGGCAGGAAGCCCUGUUAUGCUUUGUACGCUUGCGCCCUUGAACCAACUGCUUUUUGACAACUUUGGAUGGAGAGGGAGCUUUUUCAUUCUUGGGGCAAUUCUACUGAACUGCUGUGUGGCAGGAGCACUCUUUAGACCUAUUGGGCCCCCAUCUGCUCCCACUGACAAGAAAACAAAUGCCCAAGCUGUAGAGACUCUUAAAAACAAAGAUAUAAACAUGGUUGAAAUGGCUGAUCUUGGCGAUGGAGAGAAGGAAGACAAAGACUGCUGUGAAAAUUUUAACAAGUUCCUGGAUUUAUCUCUUUUCAAGCACAGGGGCUUCCUGAUCUACCUGAUAGGGAACGUGCUCAUGUUCCUAGGCUUUUUUGCUCCUAUUGUCUUUCUGGCUCCUUACGCAAAGCACCUUGGAAUCGAUGAAUAUUCUGCAGCCUUCCUCCUUUCAAUUCUUGCCAUUGUUGAUAUGUUUGCUAGACCAGCUACGGGGCUCCUUGCAAACAGCAAAUGGAUCCGGCCCAAGAUUCAGUAUUUUUUCAGUUUCUCCAUAGUUUUUAAUGGCACCUGUCAUCUCUUGUGCCCCUUAGCAACAGGCUAUGCGGGGUUAGUGGUGUAUUCUGCUUUUUAUGGACUGGCCUUCGGUAUGGUUUGUGCCAUGCUAUUUGAAACUCUCAUGGAUCUUGUCGGUGCCAGCCGCUUCACAAGUGCUGUAGGCCUGGUUACCAUUGUUGAAUGCUGUACCAUAUUACUUGGACCACCCAUUGGGGGAACUCUUAUUGAUGUAUUUGGAGACUACAAAUAUAUGUUCAUUAAAUGUGGCUCCGUAAUGGUCUUGGCUGGGACAUUCCUCUUUAUUAUGAAUUACUACAAUUACCGGAUGCUUGCGAAAGAAGAGAAGGCAAGGGGAAAACAUGAAAAAGUAGAAGAGAGGGACGACGGACCCAUAAGGACACACACAAAUCCUAAGAAAGGAGAAACCACAAAACUGGAUGAGAAGCAAGAUGGUCAUGAAACAUUCCCUCUAAAAAGUGAAGAGGAAGGACUGAAGAAUGGAGCAAACAUCACAAGUGAAGCCUAAAUCUAUGUUGCAAGAUCUUCUGAAUGGGGAAAUGUUCUUCUUCUUUUUUUUUUAGGUGAUUAAAACUAUAUGGAAUGAA
Pogona vitticeps (central bearded dragon) is the source of this 1818-nucleotide messenger RNA. The record is from RefSeq and is a predicted model, not a curated record. NCBI's taxonomy places the organism in Eukaryota, Metazoa, Chordata, Lepidosauria, Squamata, Agamidae.